Fomitiporia mediterranea MF3/22 is the source of this 249-nucleotide messenger RNA. RefSeq lists its product as uncharacterized. The transcript is spliced from 2 exons. Lineage: Eukaryota; Fungi; Basidiomycota; Agaricomycetes; Hymenochaetales; Hymenochaetaceae. Bases 1 to 249 code for a protein of 82 amino acids. The record is from RefSeq and is a predicted model, not a curated record.
AUGCAGUUCAUCAGCAAGACUUUUGUAGUUGUCUCCCUGAUGGUGUUUGUCUCUGCCGAAGUCGAAAGGCGUCAGAAUGCCGGUCCUACCGAACUCUGCCUUGCCGAUGUAUUCAGCAACGUUAUUCCUACGCCCAUCUCGGCCAUCACGAACUGUGGGGGCAGUUUGACUUGCCAGGAAAUGAGUAUGGGUGGUCUUCCUGUAGGUCUUGUACUUAACCUCUUCGACUUUGCGCAGACUUGUGCCUAA